Molecule: messenger RNA, 1220 nt
Organism: Andrographis paniculata
Lineage: Eukaryota; Viridiplantae; Streptophyta; Magnoliopsida; Lamiales; Acanthaceae
Exons: 4
Coding region: 262-762 (166 amino acids)
Source: RefSeq, a predicted model, not a curated record
UUCUUUCUCCUUGUCCGAGACUGACCCUUUUUUGCUACUUCCGUUUCCGCUGUUCUUCUGUUUUGCUUUUUUAUUUUUUAUUUUUCUUUUUAUUUUUUUUCGGGGUUUUCGAUUUCCUCCUUUUCGAGGAACGGAGCUUCUCUUGCAGAGUUUUGUACAGCUCUUUCAGGUUAUCAAAUUUUUUUUGUGUUGUAAGAACAUUAAGAGAUCAGAAGUAAAUAAUUUAUUUCCAAAAAAAAAAAAAAAAAAAAACCAAAAACGAUGAAUCAGUUUGCGGUGAAGCAGAGCAGCGUGGAGACGAAGGCGACGGUAGUUUGUCCUAAGCCGCGGCGGCUGGGGCUUAUACACACUAACCUCGAAUCCUGCUAUGGAAGGCCCUUCCGAUGGCAUAUGAGCCAUCUGCAAGAGGAUUGUAUCGAUUCGAAAGCUGGGAAUGAGCUGCUGGACAUAAUCCUCUCAAAGGGGAAUUGCGGCGCUGACCAAUCGGCGGCGCAAGUAGCCUCGUCGCCCCCAUUUUUUUCCGGGUCACCGCCGAGUAGAGUAUCUAACCCACUAAUUCAAGACGUGCAUUUCGGGGACGAAAAGAUCACCCCGGUCUCGCCGCGGGCGCUCCCGACCCCGUCCGGGUCUUCUCCGACGUCGUCCGCCCGCAAGGGCGGUUGCGUGCGUGCAAAUUUUGGCAACAAUCCGGCCGUGAGGAUCGAGGGCUUCGACUGUCUGGACAGGGACAGGCGCAACUGCAGCAUCCCCGCCCUCGCUUAACGGAACGGAUCGGGGUACGCUAAUUAUAUAUAUAUAAUUAUAUCUCUAUCUAUAUAUAUAUUACAAAUUCGGGCGAAAAAAUUGAAUGUUUUGGCGGGGGAUGUUGUGGAUCGGAUCGGAUUGGAUCGAGGAUCGUUUUGUUUGAAUGUGUAAAUAUAUGAAUAUAUGUAUGUAUGUAAUGAUUUGAGGUUUGAUCGAAGGUUGUCUGUAAGUAAAGUAUGUUUGAUCGGAUGGAUCGAUCGAUUGAUCGACCCGAUUUGACGGCGUCGACCGGAGAGAAUAAUUUAUGUGUAGGGAGAGAUAGGGAGGCAGCCCUUCUUUGUAAUUGUGUAAGUAAGGGAUGAAAAGAAGGGAGCUUUUGGUGUUUUUUCUCAGUUUUGGGAAAGAAGAAAAUCUGUCAGUUGUAAGAAAGAAUUAUGUAAUAUUAUUAUUAUUAUUAUUAUUAUUAUUAUCUUUAA